AUGACGGCCUCAGAUGUCGAGGAUGGCCACUCUCGUUCGCCCUCCCCCGAUGAUAGUGGGACCGAAACAAUGGCCGACCAGCAAGUCAAACCUCAAAAGCCAAAACAAGCCAAUGGUUCCAAUGCCAAAGAUCCUUCGCGCCCUCGACGAAAGAAGGCUCGUAGAGCUUGCUAUGCCUGUCAACGUGCCCAUCUGACCUGUGGCGAUGAGAGGCCCUGCCAGAGGUGCAUCAAGCGUGGAUUGCAGGACGCCUGUCAGGAUGGUGUGCGGAAGAAGGCCAAAUAUCUCCAUGACGCUCCCAAUGAGGCUCUCAUCCCCGUCGUUGGUGGUAAUCUCUUUAAUUCUUCCGCCGGAAAACGGUCUUCGACCAUAACCUCAACCACGAGCGACACGUCGACUACCCCACAACAACAGCAAUUCUUUCAACCACAGCAACAGUUCAACAAUUUUCAACAAUCAUCCCAGAUGCCUCCGCCCAUGCUUCACGAGCGCAGUGUCAGUUCGACGAGCUACGCCCAACAAUCGCCGAUUAGUACCAAUUUCACCAGUGUCGGGUCGCAAGUGCCCCUCCAGAGUCCUGUCGUGGGCCCCGAUCAAAAUGGUGCAAACAACAUGAAUUCGGCCGCGUGGUCCGGUGCAAUCUUUGACGAUCCGGCCAUGUUCAACUUUGACAUUGCGAGUAUGAACUUUGGCAAUCAUUAUGGUGCAUUGGAAUUCGGCAUGCUGGGCCACAUGGCGACAAAUGCUGGCGAAACUCCUCCUAGUGAUACUACGACUCAUCGAGGCUCUAUGGUGCAGCAGUAUCGUAUGCCAUUAGGAAGCUUCAGUGAGAGCCCGACAGCCCAAUUCCAGUAUAAUGAUCCGAUGAUGACGGAUUGGCCCAAUGGAUCCGACACCUAUCCUGGCCACCAAGGUCAUCAUAUGGCACCAAAUGCCUUUGCGAUAGAAACGGGCGCCGCUCAUUGGACCUCCCCAGAUACCAAUGGCACGCCGACAAAUGUGGUCAAGUUCGACGACUCUCCGCUGAUGACGAGCAAUGGUUUACUCCAUGUUCCUCCCAUGCCAAACACUCAGUUCAACCCGACAUCUGGGCCGGAUGGCAAUCGCAAUCAACAGCCUCCAGGGUUGUCAACUCCUCAAUUGAAAGCAAAGUCACAGCUACCAGUCAAGUCCCUGAAAAGACCCAAAGAUCCAUCGUCGAUCUACACCACGGUCACGAGUCCUCACCCUUACACGGCUGGUUUCCAUGCCCUUAUCGCCUACCUUCAAAAACGCUUUUCCAACCACCCUUCCAAGACGCUCACCAUCGCCAAAUCACUGGCUUCUUUCAGGCCCUCUUUCAUUGCAACGACUAAGACUCUGAACAGGGAGGAUCUGAUAUUCAUGGAAAAAUGUUUUCAAAGAACCUUGUGGGAAUACGAGGGAUUUAUCGAAGGCGUUGGAACCCCAACCAUUGUUGCAAGGAGAACUGGAGAGGUGGCUGCGGUCGGUAAGGAAUUCCAAAUUCUUACUGGUUGGACGAAAAAUGUACUACUUGGUCGCACUCCAAACUUGAACGUCAACAGGGGACAUACAGGACAGACGCCCGGCACUGGGUCUGGCACGAAUACUGCAAGAGCAACCGGAUUCAAUACACCAACGCGAGGUGGUCAGGAGGAUGAGAACGGUGAAAAACGUCUCCUGCCAGUUUUUCUGGCCGAAUUACUGGAUGACGAUUCAGUGGUACAGUUUUACGAAGAUUUUGCACGUUUGGCAUUCGGAGACAGUCGUGGUAGCGUGCACGGAAGGGGGAAGCUUCUCAAAUAUCGGACCAAAGAUGAUGAGAUUUCGCUAAAUCUCAAUGCCGAGGCUGAGAUGCGCAAAGAAGAGGGUUUGCAAAACAACACAGACCCUCGCCGGCGAGACAGCGCUGGAGUUGCUCGAAAACAGAAUGACAUUAAAAGAGAUGGCAUUUCCGGCGAAAAGGGAAUGCAGAAAUUAGGUUCUGCAGAUGGGAAGGUGGACUGCACAUACUGCUGGACGGUAAAGCGGGAUGUUUUCGACAUACCCAUGCUUAUUGUGAUGAAUGUGAGUACACCUGGGUUUACUGGCCCCAAACUUGUGACAUGA
Messenger RNA from Exophiala bonariae, 2109 nucleotides. RefSeq lists its product as uncharacterized. The record is from RefSeq and is a predicted model, not a curated record. Gene Ontology annotation, cellular component: nucleus. The coding region runs from base 1 to 2109 and encodes 702 amino acids. Gene Ontology annotation, biological process: cellular response to starvation; regulation of DNA-templated transcription. The transcript is spliced from 2 exons. NCBI's taxonomy places the organism in Eukaryota, Fungi, Ascomycota, Eurotiomycetes, Chaetothyriales, Herpotrichiellaceae. Gene Ontology annotation, molecular function: RNA polymerase II transcription regulatory region sequence-specific DNA binding; DNA-binding transcription factor activity, RNA polymerase II-specific; zinc ion binding.